AUGGCGGAGAGGAGAAGCUCGGGGAAAGCUCGGAAGGCUCCCAGAAAGAGUCCAGGUAAUGUGCCAAUCAGUGAUUUGACAAGUGAGGAUGCAGCAAAGAGAAGAGCUGCCCUGGAACGUGCUGUCAGACAUAAGAUUGAAACUGAGAAAGGGCUCACCAGAUUGUUGAACGCUUCUUAGACGACGAAAUCACAGCUGAUUUCUUAUUAGACUGUGCUCAGUAUAUUUCUCCAUCUCACUAUAAGGACGCAGUUGAGGAAAGAUCAAUUAUCAAGCAGUGUGGAUACCCUAUAUGUAAUAAGAGCCUUGAAAAUGUGCCCAAACAGAAGUAUAAAAUUUCUACUAGAACAAACAAAGUUUAUGAUAUCACAGAAAGAAAGUGUUUCUGCAGUGAUUUUUGCUAUCGAGCAUCUAAAUACUAUGAAGCUCAGGUUCCUGAAAGUCCAGUGUGGUCAAGAGAAGGAGAGAGUCUACCAGUCAUUAAACUGCUCAAGGAAGGGAAGAGUGGCCAUUCUGGAGAGGAAAUCAAACUAGCAGACAGACUCAUCAGAUCUGCAGAAAUUGAGAAACCUAAACGCGUGAUAAAAGAUGGUGACUCUAGCUCUUCUGACAAUGAGACAGAUAACCGUCAGCAAGAGCAGGCCUUUGUGUCCACUGUUAUAUCAACCACAGAACCAAGUUUUGACAACUCUGGAUCAGUACGGGGAAGUCUUCUUAAUGCACAGCAAGAUGAAACUCCUGACAUUGUAGAUAUAAAACAGAAUGUGUCAGAAAUUGCAGAAAGAUUAAAUACUUGCAGUAUUAAUGAUCAUGAAAGGACAGUUGAUUGUAAGGAAAAAGACUUCAGCCAAGCUACUAAAAAGGCCAUAGUCAACAUUACAGAGGAUGGUCAGUCUACAGGAAGCGCCAUGGUGGACACUGCUUGUGUGACUCAGAGAGCUGUAAGCAAAACUGGUGCUGAGCAUCUCCGAAGAUUAAUCUCAAAGUCCAGAAGUUCUCAGACAGCACUAAAAGACAAAAUUCCUCCAGUGACAGUCAAAGGGAGCAUGCUUGACAUCCUCACACAGACACUAAACGGGUGGAAAUCAGAAGAGACUGUGAAAUAUUUCUUUGGAACCAGCUAUGUAAUAGAACCUCCAGUCCCCAAGGAAGAGGUUCCUAUUGCCAGUGACCAGACUGAGGAAUUGGAUGAAGAUGACAUUAGCUUUGAAGCCAUUAAGGAUACAAAUUCUGCACGUUUGAAUGAGUGUUUACCUUUCAAAAAUGACAAUGAUGAAUCUAAUGCUCUUCCAGAUUUUGCCAAACUUCAGGAAGAAACCAAACUUAUGGAACUUCGAGUCCAGGAAUUUUUUAGAGGACAUUAUGUUUUGCCUGAAGAGGUAGAAAAUGGAAAGUUAAAAGAAGGCAAAAGUGCUUCAAAAAAGGCUGAGGCUCCGUGGGCUCCACCGUUGCCUCUUGUAGAUUCUUGUUCUCAGCAGCAAAUUCGCAGACGAAUUGUACUAGAGAAGCUGAAAAAAGUACUUCCUGCUAUUUUGGUGCCUCUUCAGAUUGCAUACAGUGAUGUAUCUAAAGAAUUGCACAACCUGGUGAAAACGUUUAGAUUCACAAACAAAAACAUUAAUCACACUAUUCCAGAAUGGUCUAUAAUUGGCAUUGUUCUUCUGUCUGCGUGAGUAUAGUUACUUUUUUUUUUCAUUACAAAGGCUAAAAUACAACCCUGCCUGUUUAUUAUUUUUAGA
Molecule: messenger RNA, 1739 nt
Organism: Staurois parvus
Lineage: Eukaryota; Metazoa; Chordata; Amphibia; Anura; Ranidae
Source: the annotation of a GenBank genome assembly